Messenger RNA from Sipha flava (yellow sugarcane aphid), 2608 nucleotides. RefSeq names its product nose resistant to fluoxetine protein 6-like. The transcript has 13 exons. The coding region runs from base 52 to 2505 and encodes 817 amino acids. The record is from RefSeq and is a predicted model, not a curated record. Gene Ontology annotation, molecular function: acyltransferase activity, transferring groups other than amino-acyl groups. NCBI's taxonomy places the organism in Eukaryota, Metazoa, Arthropoda, Insecta, Hemiptera, Aphididae.
CGCGAUGGUUCGCAGAAGUGUACGGGUGCCCGGGACAUAACCGUCGAGAAAAUGGCCAAAACAAUCGUAUCAGCGGCGGCGGCGGCCUUAGCGUUAGUGGCGUGUUGUUUCGCGUCGGCGGUCGGCCAAGAACCGGACACGUUGUUCGCGGACGACCCGAUGAUGGCCGACGAGCUGACGGCCCGGCCGCCGGACAUGAUGAUGACGGCGUCCGCGUACUUGACGGCCGCCGCGGCGUCGUCGGGCCGCGACGCGCCCGGAAAACCGUCGGCCACCAACAUCCAGAAGGUGACGCGCACGCCCAAGGCGGUGGGCGCCGCGUCCGCCCCGAUGAUGACGGUGGCCGCGGCGACGGCCGACAACCAAACCGCGGCCGCCGCGUCCGCCACGUCCGACCUGGAGUGGCUGCUGAACGUGUACAACCCGCACCGGUGGAACCCCGUCAAGCUGCCAGCCGCGUCCAAGCUGUCGGUCCAGUGCCGUGACGUCAUGAAGGUCUAUUUGGAAUCGUUGCGCCAAGGAUCGUUUUGGGCGGCCAAAAUUGCCGACGCUAGUGGACGUUACUCGUCACAGCUGUUUUUCGGUAAUGAUUUCUGGCUGGGAUCUCACACCCUCUGCAUGGAAUUACAAAACAAAAAUACCAACAAAUACGUACCACCGUUUGAAGCCACGUUUUACGUAGCGAAAUUAGCUAUAAAACUUCAUGAUCAGCUGACCCCUAAAACCAGAUUAAUUUCACUUGGUCUAUGUAUGCCGAAAGAUUGCAGUGCUACGGAUGUUAAAAAUAUGGUCAGUAUUCCAAAGGAAGACAGCGGAUUUAACUAUCGUAGUUAUAGCGUGAUAAACGUCAGGCCUGUACCCGGUUCAUAUUCUCUGUGGUCGGACAGUAAAUUUCAUAUACUAUUAAUCGUUGUUGGAUUGAUAACUUUACUGACAAUUUUGGGAUCAGGGUAUGAAAUGGUCCUUCAACGCCGUAAAGCCAAGGAAUUUAAAAAUAGCCAGAUUAGUCAACAAAAUAAUAACGAAGGCGAUUCAAAAGUGGAUUUCACAUUGGAAAAGAUGCAUAUGAAGGCUUCUAGAAAUAAUGACGAGACUGCGGUAGAUGAUCUACUAUUUAAAGUUAGUCGCAAUGAACAGAUUUUAUUAGCUUUCUCGGCUAUCACCAAUGGCAGGAAAAUCCUACAUUGCGGGCCUGCGCCAGCUGAUUCGUUAACUUGUGUGCACGGACUUCGAUUUUUAAGUUUAGCAUGGGUCAUAAUGGUUCACACAUACUUGCAAGUGUUUUCGAUCGCAGAAAACAAAACGUUGAGGACGUUGACUGAGAGGAACUUUAUGUUCCAAACGGUGAGCAACGCAACAUUUUCUGUUGACACAUUCUUUUUUAUCAGUGGUCUAUUGGUUACGUAUUUGUAUUACAAGACUACCAGCAAAAAAGACGGACCAGAAAUAGCUGUUUCUCGAACUCCAAGAUGUAGUUCAACCGUACUGAAAAAUGAUACAAUUAAAUUUUUGAAGUUACUGGGAUAUAGAUUUAUCAGAUUGACGCCAGCAUACAUGGUUGUCCUAUUAAUGGCUGAAGUGUCUAGUCGAUGGCUUCGAAACAUUUCAGUUUUUGAACCAGAAAAUAGCAACCAUAUUAGCUGUGCUAAUUAUUGGUGGAGAAAUAUAUUGUACAUAAACAGCUUAUAUCCCAGAAGCGAAAUGUGUAUGCUGUGGAGUUGGUAUAUGUCUAACGACACGCAGUUUUAUGUUUUAGCAGUCAUACUACUUCUCUUUUCAGCCCGACAUUUCAAAGGAGCAGUGAUCGGAUUGGUGGCAUUCUUGGUUGGAUCGUGGGUCGUAACAAUAUCAAUCGCAGUGCAUUAUAAUUUUAAAGCAAGGAUAGAGGAACCUUUUGGAUUGUUCGACGAGCUUUACGAUAAACCCUGGUCAAGACUUGGACCUUAUUUGUUUGGCAUGUUUGCUGGAUGGUUUUUGUUCAUCACUAAAUGCAAAUUAAAAAUGUGUUUCUGGACGGUUACGUUGGGCUGGUUCUUCUCGCUGUUCACCUUGGCGUACCUGGUGUACGGUCUACACGUGGUGCACUUGGACGUGGCCGGUUCGGCUCUCUACGCAUCCGUCGGUCACUCGGCCUGGGGCGCCGCUCUCGCGUGGAUCGUGAUCGCCUGCUGCACCGGUCACGGCGGUUGCGUCAACUCGGCCCUGUCCUGCCGGCUGCUCCAACCGCUCAGCCGGCUCACGUACUGCGCCUAUCUCGUGCACCCCCUCAUCAUGGCCAUGACCAACUUCCAGAUGGACGGACCGCUACAUCUGCACAACUUGAUCACGAUGAUAUUGUACUUCGGUAACGCAGUAGCAUCAUUCAUGUUAUCCUUCUUCAUUUCGCUGACAUUUGAAGCGCCUGUGGUGAACCUGCUCAAAAUUAUGUUAACGCCACCGCAGACGAAAACUUCGAUGGAAAAAACCUCGAUGGAAAAAAACAGUUCCGAAACACAAGACUCGUAACACUGACAAAUGUUAUUAUUAUAUUGUAAAAUAAUAGCAUAAUAAUAUCGAUACAGCUACCUUUAAGUAUAGUUUAUAUUAAAUUAUUUUCUUAUAUUAAUUA